UCUUCCUCAAUUCUCCUUUUCUCUCUCUACUUGUUGAAUUGCCCGUGCGCGUGCGCGUGUGGUGUUUGUUGGGCGCCGCGUAGUAUCCAAGGAAGGGGAGGAGGCGGAUGGCGAAGGGCGGGCUGAGCAAGCUGAGGUGCAUGAUCAGGAGGUGGCACUCAUCCAGUCGCAUCUCCCGCGAGCCGUCGCCCGGCGAGGACGACGGCCGCGCCGUCUCCGGCGGCGGGCGCGCGGCGUCGUUCCACGGCGCGGACGAGGUGCCCAGGGGCCGGCACCCGGUGUACGUCGGCAAGUCGCGCCGCCGGUACCUCGUCGCCGAGGAGCUCAUGGGCCACCCGCUGUUCCAGACCCUCGUCGACCGCACCGGCGGCGCACCCGGGGGCUCCGCCGGCACCGUCGUCGGCUGCGAGGUCGUUCUGUUCGAGCACAUGCUCUGGAUGCUGGAGAACGCCGACCCACAGCCAGAGUCCCUCGACGAGCUCGUCGAGUACUACGCGUGCUGAGAGCCCCCGCGCGGCCGUGACGGCGGCCAGGCCCGCCGGAGCUCGAAGCUUCUCGAAGCUGCGGCGGUAAAUCAUUCUGCGAUCCGUAUUAACCUCGGCGUCGGUGCUGCUAAUUGAAGAGCGAUUACCAUUUGUUACCCAAAACGCUGCUAUGUCGGCGCCGUUGACUGGAUCCUCUCUAAUCGGUUCAUGUGAUAGACAUUUGCAUUUCUCUUUCUUCUCUCAAUAAGAUCUCUCUCGAGUCUGGACGAGGUUAUCCAUGUACAUCUCAAUGUAAAAAUCUCCCAUUUCGAUUUCAAUUCUUCGAAUCAAUAUGCUCUGUUCUUCUGCAGAGUGCUACUAGCACUGUUGUUUGUCCCUCCAAAAAAGAAAUCUCGAUUACGGAGGCUCAUGCCCGCUGGAGAAAGAUUUUAGUGCAUUCCGACAGCCAUUUCAAGCUAGCCAUUGUAAUUUGUAACCAUGCAUUUUUUUCCUCCUAAGUGAAUGUUUUUUCUCCUGGGGCUUGUUUGGAUCGAUGGGACUAUGAGCUUUUCUCAGGCUCUGUUUGGGACACAAAA
Molecule: messenger RNA, 1060 nt
Organism: Phragmites australis (common reed)
Lineage: Eukaryota; Viridiplantae; Streptophyta; Magnoliopsida; Poales; Poaceae
Product: auxin-responsive protein SAUR76-like
Exons: 1
Coding region: 108-503 (131 amino acids)
Biological process (GO): response to auxin
Source: RefSeq, a predicted model, not a curated record